Molecule: messenger RNA, 381 nt
Organism: Cooperia oncophora
Lineage: Eukaryota; Metazoa; Nematoda; Chromadorea; Rhabditida; Trichostrongylidae
Source: the annotation of a GenBank genome assembly
CUGCCUGUUCCAGGUUAUGAACUUUCCCGCCGUGAAGGAAUACAAGGCUCACCGGAAAAACCAUUAUCCGAUCUUGGAGCAGCUAGCUUUCGUCAUUACUGGGCGUACAUCAUUGUUGACUACCUCUCCGGCUUUAUGGAUACAGCUUGGAUACGAGUUUCUGAAUUGGCGAAAAGUCUAGGUAUGCAAGCUGCGGACGUCGUGGACACUCUUCACUGGCUGCAACUCUGCGAUCCAGCAGUGAUGGCUGAAGCGCCAGAUGACCUCGAGCUUUGGGUUCACGUUUAUAUAAAGCAUCUGGAAUCACUACGAAGUCGAGCUGCAAGACCGCCUCGUUUGAUGUUGAAUGCGCGUUUGCUUCAUUGGCGUCCCAAUAUUUAG